CAACCUCUUCAGAAAGAAGGCAAUAUUUGAUUAUUCUACCAAUUUGCUUGAACUCAAAACAUUUCUUUAAUCUUGCAUUUAAAUCUCUUCAUUAUAAUCUUUCUCCUAGUUUUCUCUCUCCUCAAAAACAAUACAAAAGUUUGAAGAGUUUCAAUCAAACAAUUGAGAGUGUCUGAGAUGGCUCAGGCGGUGGAAGAAUGGUACAAACAGAUGCCAAUCAUCACUCGAUCUUAUCUUACUGCCGCCAUUGUUACGACAAUCGGUUGUUCUCUUGAAAUCAUUUCUCCAUACAAUCUAUACUUGAACCCUCGACUCGUAAUGAAACAGUAUCAGUUUUGGCGGCUUGUUACUAAUUUCUUGUACUUCCGGAAGAUGGAUUUGGACUUCCUCUUCCACAUGUUUUUUCUCGCCCGUUAUUGCAAACUUCUUGAGGAGAACUCCUUCAGGGGAAGAACAGCAGAUUUCUUUUAUAUGCUCUUGUUUGGUGCUACUGUUUUGACCGGAAUUGUUCUUGUUGGAGGAAUGAUCCCAUAUGUGUCUGAGUCGUUUGCAAGAAUCAUAUUCCUUAGCAAUUCUUUGACAUUUAUGAUGGUGUAUGUGUGGAGUAAGCAAAAUCCUUUCAUCCAUAUGAGUUUCUUGGGCCUGUUUACCUUUACAGCAGCUUAUCUACCCUGGGUCCUUUUGGGAUUUUCUAUUCUGGUUGGUGCCAGCCCCUGGGUUGACCUUCUGGGAAUGAUUGCUGGACAUGCAUAUUAUUUCCUUGAAGACGUAUAUCCAAGAAUGACAGGUCGCCGCCCUCUAAGAACUCCGUCCUUUAUAAAGGCAAUGUUUGCAGAGGAACCAGUUGUGAUGGCGCAGCCUGGAAAUGUCCGUUUUGCAGCCCCACAAGCAGAUGAGCUCCAUCAAGAUUAGCCCGCCUUUUAAACCAAGAAGGCUUAAUUGCCGUGUUGGCUUGUAAUUAGUUAUGCGGGGGAUCAGUUGGGGCUGAACACUGAACAGGGUUGUUACCAUUGCAAGAUUUUGUAAGUGAUGACUAACUAAACUAUAUAGGCUAAUGAAUUACUGUGACGCUGUUAAUUUGUUGGGGUUUAGUUGUAACUUAAACUUCCAAUUCGGCCAAUUUGGCUUUUGUGCAGUCAAAGCUUUAAGUCACAGGAUAGUUUCUACAGUAUAAUUCUGUGUGCAUUUGUUGAAUUAUUUCACUCAUUUUUGUGAUUCUACUCGCUAAGAUCUUAUUUUGUU
This is a messenger RNA of Beta vulgaris subsp. vulgaris (sugar beet), 1242 nucleotides long. Its product is annotated as derlin-2.2. The record is from RefSeq and is a predicted model, not a curated record. Gene Ontology annotation, molecular function: ubiquitin-specific protease binding; misfolded protein binding. NCBI's taxonomy places the organism in Eukaryota, Viridiplantae, Streptophyta, Magnoliopsida, Caryophyllales, Amaranthaceae. The transcript has 6 exons. Gene Ontology annotation, cellular component: Hrd1p ubiquitin ligase ERAD-L complex; endoplasmic reticulum membrane. The coding region runs from base 178 to 912 and encodes 244 amino acids. Gene Ontology annotation, biological process: endoplasmic reticulum unfolded protein response.